Pocillopora meandrina is the source of this 3654-nucleotide messenger RNA. The record is from the annotation of a GenBank genome assembly. NCBI's taxonomy places the organism in Eukaryota, Metazoa, Cnidaria, Anthozoa, Scleractinia, Pocilloporidae.
AUGAGAUUCCGAGAAUUAGGCCGGUUGGAGGAAGAUGUGGUUACCACCUUCAGGCGGUGGAUACCACAGAGGAAACGCACUUUGGAAAAACUGGAGGAACUAGCAACCAAAUUACACGAGCAACACAUAAAAGUCAGUAAAUCGACCAUAGCAGGUGCUUCCGCGAGCACCGUAGGAGGAAUCCUAGCGAUAGCGGGCCUGAUCGCCGCGCCCUUCACUUUUGGGGCCGGGCUUGUGGUCUCCCUCGUUGGUGCCGGAAUCGGAGGCGCAGGAGGCCUGGUGAUGUCUGUUUCCAAAGUAAUCGAGAUAACCCUCGCAAAGCUAGGAUUGAAAGAGGUUCAGGGAGCCAUUGACGAGGACAAGGAAGCUUGCACGCAGCUGCAAGAAAAAUUGGAAAACCUUGAGAGGUUCAUCUCCAACCUAAGAGAAAUAGAAAGCAAUGGUUUUGAAUUUCUUCACCAACUAGUCGAAAGGGAGUUUACGACCUCAACUGAGGAGAGAAUCGAUAUCUCCGCCAGGUUUUUCCGUGCGUUUUCGUCCGCGGCUUCGGUAGGGGCUGGAGCUUUCGCUGCUGCUGGUGCCUUCGCGCGAGCUGGGGGUUUGGCGGGAGUGCGCGUGGCCAAUUUAGCUGGAGGAAUUGUCGGCGCCGUGCUUUUACCUCUGGAUGUCUACAUGUUGGUGAAAUCGUCUUUAGAGGUACAUAGAGGCUCGACCACGCAGGCUGUGAAUGACAUCAGAAAGUUAAUAAGCGAAUUGGAAUGCCCAGAGGAAGAAGAUAUGCAGAAGAUGGUUCGGAGAUUCAUCUCCGAGAAGUUAAUUGAGAUCUUUAAUGAUGGGGAUUCAAACGAAGAACAAAGAAACAACGGUGAUGACUACAGAGAAGCCACAACUGAAGCGAUAUAAUAAUCAAAGACGAACGUCAGUAGCGAUUACAAAAGAAUGAAACCUAAGGGAAGAGGAUCUGUGUAAUAAGCUGAACCUACCUACCUAAGAAGGGUAGUAAAAUCAACGAAGGACUGAUCUCAUUUCGUCAGUUAAGUAUUGAAUUAACCAUAGUCUGAUUUCAAAGCAUGUGAUUACAAUAAUUAUAUUCCUAAUGAUUCUUUGAAGAUUGCCUAGGAAGGAUGCAGUGUAUUUAGAAGUAAAAAUACUUGUACCAGUGUUAGUAAUAUUACUGUAGGACUACUAAACGAUAUGAAAGUACUGUGAUCAAGUUACAUGAUUGUAGCAACUUAUUAGAUACUCCAUCGAUGAAUAAAACAGAAUAUAUAGAAAGCUAUUGAAGAGUGAGUGUCUCCGCUAAAUGAAUACACAAAAAGCUGCAUUAAAUCCUCUUGUGUCCGGUAGAAGUGUCUCAUUCGAAAUUGUGGAGGAAAGACAAGAUUUACUCAAACCAUUGCAGCAAACAAACGAUCAAACUCUCACAACUUCAAUAUAAAAAAUUUGAAUUUACUUACAAUUAUACUUUCCUUGCCAUUUAUUUACUAAACAGAAGGUAAUCUUCGUACAUAAAUUAAUCGCAUCGAUGAGAGUGAAUAAUAUUUUCCGUAAGAUCAUUGACUGUUUUUCAAGAAAACAUUGUCGUGACAAUCCUUGCCAAUCUAGCUCCGUUGUUUUUCCAAAAGUGUGCACGCGCUUGUUUUUCUUACGCGCUCUCUGAUCGGUGUCAGAUUGCCAGAGAUAUUUGUAAAGAUAAUGCUCGCGAGUUUGUAUAGAAGCCUUUUAAAUCGCCAUUACCAUUACACAAAUGAAAAUAUUUCAGUGAGGCCUCUCUCUUUAAUUUGCAUUACCUCCUUUUAAACUACCAUUCACUCGCUAAAAGUUCUUCAGUUUAUGGAAGGUCUUGCCAUAACUACUUCCCUUAUUUUAAUCAUGCGGGUUCUUUUGGAAAGAACUUCGUCAAGUUUAAGGGGGAAAAAAAUGUUAUUCAUCAGCUUAGGUCAGUCCGUAUCGGGAAAAAACUGUACCCUCUGUCUUAAGUACACUUUUUCCCAAAACAGACAUCUCGGCUGGCGAAUAACAUAUUUCUGUACGAAGUCACGCGUCAGAUUCGUGCACAUGCGCUUGUUAUGUCUUCAGUUAACAAAUAACAGUUAAAGUUUCAGCGAUUUGAAUCCAUUUUUGUCACGCUGUUAUAGCGAUCUGGAUAUAUCAAUACAAUUGUCCAUCAAAAAAUGAGUUUUCAGGAUAUUGAGCUGUUACAAGUCGGUCGGGACGAAGGACAAAGGUUUGUUCAAGAAUAGGUGUAUGAACGUAGGUCAAGAAUGAUGUGAUAUUUCUCAUGUAAUAUUUCGAGACCAUUACGCUAUAACGAAUUCACAAUGAAACUUGCGGAAAUAGAGUAGUUUCGUGGUUAUUCAAAGAAAAUCUUACGUUUCCCAACAAUCAACAUUGUCUAAAUCCAAUUCUGAAAAAACAGCAACGAAAAAGCGAUGAUCUCUCCAAAAUCGUGUUUUUAGGCGUCAAAACAAAUUUAGCCACACAUAUUUCGAAUACAUUUGUUGGUUGUUUUGCAAUAUUUACCAUCUGACGAUCCCAGAAACCUUUGCGCAAAGAGAGGGAUCGAUUAUCAUUUAAGGAAGUCGUUUGACCCAAAUAUUUUGAGCGUCAUAAGUUCGUUUUCUAGCAUAUAAAGGCGGAAUGCGGGUAGAUUUAUGCAUACCGGUGGUUUAGAGAAUGUUUUACAGAGAAAUCAACCAGAAUUCUAAUAUUUGGAGGAUAUGUCACGCGUGAACACCAAGAGUUUACAGAGGGAAGGGAGUGGGGAUCAGUCAUCGCUAACAGAAUAUAAAGACUGCCGAUAAACUGUUAAUAAGGGGAGGGGAGGGAGAGGAUCAUAAGAGUGUUACAAAGCCUUAUGGGGGAUAAGAUUAAUGUUAUCAAGACACAGUCAAAAUCGCCCAGCUUUUCCCCCGCCCCCCCCUCAGGCGAUUAAUAGCGACCCAUCGCAAAGCAGCCUUAUGCAUCUAGACCGAAUAGAUCAUCAAAAGUUAAAUUUUUUUCUUCAUUGAAUAUUUGACUUGCAGAAUUUUAUUGUCAGAAGAAAGUUAUGCCCAAGUCAUAAUGAGAUUCCGGGAAUUAGGCCGGUUGGAGGAAGAUGUGGUUACCACCUUCAGGCGGUGGAUACCAAAGAGGAAACGCACUUUGGAAAAACUGGAGGAACUAGCAACCAAAUUACACGAGCAACACAUAAAAGUCAGUAAAUCGACCAUAGAAGGUGCUUCCGCGAGCACCGUAGGAGGAAUCCUAGCGAUAGCGGGCCUGAUCGCCGCGCCCUUCACUUUUGGGGCCGGGAUUGUGGUCUCCCUCGUUGGUGCCGGAAUCGGAGGCGCAGGAGGCCUGGUGAUGUCUGUUUCCAAAGUAAUCGAGAUAACCCUCGCAAAGCUAGGAUUGAAAGAGGUUCAGGGAGCCAUUGACGAGGACAAGGAAGCUUGCACGCAGCUGCAAGAAAAAUUGGAAAACCUUGAGAGGUUCAUCUCCAACCUAAGAGAAAUAGAAAGCAAUGGUUUUGAAUUUCUUCACCAACUAGUCGAAAGGGAGUUUACGACCUCAACUGAGGAGAGAAUCGAUAUCUCCGCCAGGUUUUUCCGUGCGUUUUCGUCCGCGGCUUCGGUAGGGGCUGGAGCUUUCGCUGCUGCUGGUGCCUUCGCGUGA